UUGAUAUCGCUUCGUGAACUAGUAGAACGAAGAGUCGGGGCCAAACUAUCACUGUCAAUGCACGUGGCAAGACAUUCCAUGACCAAGUGCAUGUCAUUACGUGAUAUCUGUGCAGUGGAUUACAAUAGUACUAAGUUGCUAUAACUAAUAUCGCGGAUUACAGGUAGAAGGUCCAUCUGUUAACAGGACGAUACGGGCUGUGUUUAGACUCAAGACGCGGCAAACUACAACUUGACAUCAGAACAGAUUUACAGAAUGGAGGGGAUGAAGCGAGGCAACCACAGGGUCCAAUUUGUUAGCGAACGUAAUGCAGCUGCCGCCAUAAAACACGACAUCAUCGACGCUUUACGUAAGAUUCCUGUGUCGUCCAACGAGUUCCACAUAGGAGACUAUGGUGUGGCGGAUGCAUCCAUAUCGAUGGACGUUAUACAGGCUAUGUUAGAAGAAAUCCGCCGCCUCUAUGGUGGCGACCUUGAGAUAAGCGUCAUGUAUGAAGAUACUUACAAGAAUGACUUCAACUCGCUCUUUCACAAACUGUAUGGUCCCGUGUGUGAGCCCCCCAGUUACCUUGGCAACGACUCACGACUUUUCAUAUCAGCAUGUGCCACCAACUUCUACCAACAGUGCGUGCCCUCCAGUUCCAUGGACAUGAUGUUGUGUUUCAUCGCACUGCACUGGCUCUCCAGACCUGUUGACCUAAAUGGCGACGCGACCUCUGAUCUAUUUCUGAACACGAUGUCCAGGGACGCUGCCAAGAAAAUCGCAUCUGAUGACUGGAAUAAUUUUCUUCACUGUAGGUCCAGGGAACUCAAGAAAGGUGGCCAUCUUGUGUGUUCAAUCCCUAUCCACGAUCCCGAGCUGCUCUACGGUAAUGCUGUGUCCUCGGCCGAUGGCCUCUUCACAAUCUUCAACAUUAUGCUCCGGAAGUACUGGAAACAAGGGAAGAUAUCCAAGAUGGAGAUGAAGAAGGCUGUAUUGAAUGAAUACUUCCGAACAGUCAACGAAAUCAGACAACCCUUUGAUGACCUCACAUCGCCCAUCAUUAUAUCUGGACUAAAACUGUCUCAACUGGAAGUUAAACAGAUCGAAUGUCAACACAAGACAAAGUGGAGGAACCGUCUCGUGAAAGACGGAAUUGAUGACCGUGAAAAGUUUGCCCAUGGGAUGGCGGAUAUGAUCCGUGUAUGGACACAAGGCACAAUGGAGUCCGCCCUAGCAGCGACCAGGAGAGCUGCCGAGAAGGACGACCUCCUUGAUGACUUCUACUCCGAUCUGAAACACAAUCUACUUGACUAUAAUCCUGAGACAUUCAACAGCGAAUACCUUCUGGCCUAUGUGUUUAUUGAGAAAGUAUGAAUCCAGACAAUGUUGUGCUUUGAUAUGGUCAUCUCUGAUACAAAACACACAUCCAUUUCACUACCGCAGUCAAUUGAAACUGUUCAAAGCGUCCAACCCAUGAACCAAUCGUCUCCAUACAAUUAAUCUUGUGUAAAAUAGUAAACUUGUAUCACUCGUACACAAAUAAAUCAUGUUGAAAGCUAAGCACGGUUA
Molecule: messenger RNA, 1551 nt
Organism: Haliotis rubra (blacklip abalone)
Lineage: Eukaryota; Metazoa; Mollusca; Gastropoda; Lepetellida; Haliotidae
Product: probable jasmonic acid carboxyl methyltransferase 1
Exons: 9
Coding region: 256-1356 (366 amino acids)
Biological process (GO): methylation
Molecular function (GO): S-adenosylmethionine-dependent methyltransferase activity
Source: RefSeq, a predicted model, not a curated record